This is a messenger RNA of Rotaria sp. Silwood2, 309 nucleotides long. The record is from the annotation of a GenBank genome assembly. NCBI's taxonomy places the organism in Eukaryota, Metazoa, Rotifera, Eurotatoria, Philodinida, Philodinidae.
AUGAAUAGCAAUAUUCAAACAGCAGUGAUUCCAGAUAGUGAAUAUGAACAAGUGAUUGCUCAACGUUAUCUUUUUGCUUCAUAUGUAAAUGAAUCUACUGCUUGGCCUGUGCUCAACAAUAUCAAACAUGUAUGGCAAGUUAUUUCAUUACCACAAUAUCACUCUCAAGCUACCGAAGGAGUUUGGCUUUUAUCUGAAGUUAUGAAUGAAAAUGAUAAAUUGAACUCAUCAUCUGAUCAAUAUCAAAUGUCUUGGAUGUCGUUGUCUGCAAAUGGUAGUCUAGUAGUUUUAUCUCGGAAAUUAGUGUAA